Neoarius graeffei (lesser salmon catfish) is the source of this 1748-nucleotide messenger RNA. RefSeq lists its product as uncharacterized. The record is from RefSeq and is a predicted model, not a curated record. Bases 234 to 1187 code for a protein of 317 amino acids. NCBI's taxonomy places the organism in Eukaryota, Metazoa, Chordata, Actinopteri, Siluriformes, Ariidae. The transcript has 3 exons.
UCUCCCUCUCCAUCCCCAACAGUUCAAACGCCCGCCAGAUUUGACCGGAAGAAAGAGAUUGUUUUGUUCUUUCUGAUUGGUUGAGAGUAGCGGCGUCCAAGAUUGGAAUUCCUGCGUUUGGGGAACAGCGGCGGUGGCCUGGACACAUCGUUUAUAUAUGGAAACCUGCACAUGUUCAUCGUCGCUGCUCUUCAAGAAUACAUUUCUCUUUCGUAUCGGCUUUUUUACUCAAAAUGCCGCAGACAAUUGACAAGCGAGACGCAGCGAAGGUACGUGAAAUCGAUGCUGGUAUAAAAAACAAGUUUCGGUGGGAUUGGUUGGAUCGUAAAGUUCGGAUAACUUCAGUAGAUGGCGAGCAUGAAGCCGUGUCCGUUACCAUCGGCCACUUCAUUCAGAAACUCGACGUCGCGGGAAAAGCGCUGUGUACUGUGUGUGAUGAUGUGGUUAACUACCGGUCAAGGGGACUGAAAGCACUGGAGAGCCACGCUGUAACCGCAAAACACCGGAAGCAGGCAUUUUUACUGAAGAGCAAGUCUUCAUUAUCAAGUGCUUUUGAGUCGAAGCCCUCGCCCCUGGCACCCAGCACCCUGCUGCAGGACUUACAGGAUGUGCAUGAAUUCAGCAGUAAGAAUUUUGCCAGGUCGGCGGAUAUCCGUAGCAUAGAAGGAAAGGUAAAGAACAAGUUCAGAUGGUCGUGGCUGAAGGAGAAAGAUGCAAACGGUGACUUUUUAUCGGACUAUGUGAGGAAAGUGGACAGGCCAGGAUAUGCAUUAUGCACGUGGUGUAAUGACCUGCUUAAAUAUGAGUCAUCUGGGAAGAAAGGCCUCCGAUGCCACAGUAAGUGUAAGAAGCACAUUGAAGCUCGUACACUGAAGAGAACAAACCAGACUCUUCCCGCAGUAUUUCACAAUGUAAAUGCAAUGGAGAAAGGAGCCACCAGUAGUACUAGCACAAUGCCUUCUGAGAAUGUUCACAGUGCUGCUUCUUGUUCAGCCAGUCAGAUGACUCCAACAAAACCAGUCAUUAGCUUUCUUGAUCGGAAAUCAUACCAGGAGGCUGCUUUAUUAUCAUUCAUGGCAGAACAUUCCCUACCACUGUCCAUUUCUCCACAUCUAAUAAAGUUUGCUCAAGAGUUCUCUCGUGACACAAGAGUCACAAAUGCCAUUCAGACUGUGAAGAUGAUUUGAAAGCUCAGCACACAAACAGCCUGGGCUAUUAUAAUAGGGAAGAUAUCCUCAGGGACCCUGUGGACAAAAGUGUUUGCUACCACAUGCAGACAGCAUCUGGCAGAUAUGCUAAAAAACUCAGGGAGAGGAAAGGGGGAAAGGCACUGCCAAAUCCAGCCUCUCAAUCCAAGACAAGACAGUCCGUUCAAAGCAUAGCAAAAAACUUAAAAAAAAAAAAAAAGCCAUUUGGGAAAGUGCAAGAGAAAACAAAACAGCUGUAAGGCUGUGGAACAACCGAAGAAGAAGAGGGUCUAGAUUUAGUGGUGUCCGUUUCACAGCUGGUUUUCACUUACCCUAGCAGACUCUUCUUUGAUUUUUGCAAAACUAUGAACUUUGCAGUGCAUUCCAUGUCUCUCUCUCUCACAUGUAUACACGGUUCAAACCAGUUAAGUUUUAGUGCAUUAUUAAUAGUUUGAAAUCUUUAAAGUGGUGUGAUAAGAAAAUAUUCUUUUUGAUAAGUCUGUUGAAUAAGCUCAAUUUUACAAGAAAAUGUGGCUGAUUUUCUGUUCUGAAUGAGUUUAC